AUGACAUUAUCUACUCUGAUGCCUAAACACAGAGAACAGCAAGACGAAGAGAGAAAUACACCAAAAACAACAACCGGUCGAGAUCAUAUCGUCAAUAUGAAUGUUACUGCUUUAACUCCAACGAACAGAGUAGUCCUUUUCGAAGAUUUUAUCGAAGCUGAACAAUCAUCAGUCGAAGAAACCAUGGGAAUAGUGUCGAACAAAGAUGAUUACACAAUGCCGUGUUUGACAGUUGAUCCUAACCUAACCUAUAGGUUAGGAUUAGGUUGUCGAAUCCAUAGGUUAGAUAAAGAUAAUAAUGGUGAUCGGAUAGAUGACGAUGAUUCGGAAACACAGAAUCAACUUUACUCAUUACUUGUAACAGCGCUGGACGUUCAACAGUCGUCAAACCGAGAUCUAUUAUUAAAUCAUUUAUUAUCACAUUAUUUAAUUCAAUUUGAUAAGGGUGUUGACUACCGUAUUUUAUAG
Molecule: messenger RNA, 468 nt
Organism: Didymodactylos carnosus
Lineage: Eukaryota; Metazoa; Rotifera; Eurotatoria; Philodinida; Philodinidae
Source: the annotation of a GenBank genome assembly